CAAUAGAAAAACUUACAGUAAACAUGAGCGGAAAGUGCUUUAUAUUGUUCGCGUAUGUCUUAUAUGUUGGAGUAUUUAAAAUAGUAGAUGCCCAACAUGGGCAGCCCAUCAAACGCGCAAGAAAUCCACAUAUUAGUACUACCAGUUUUACCAGAAGUCCUGCUAUUCCCGACAGAAAGACUUGUGGUUUUCAGGAUCCCCAUUUCCAAUACGCUGUUGGAGACCCGACGGAGUCACGGUUACCUAUUGGUAAAAUGCCUCGACUAAGAGUUGUUGGAGGGAUAGAAACUUCUUUGGAAGAACACCCUUGGAUGGCAUUACUGGGUUAUAAAAAUCGUUCUGGGGCAUUCAACUGGAAAUGUGGAGGCACACUAAUUAGUCAAAGAUAUGUAUUGACAGCUGCGCACUGUGUAACUGGCAGCAUUGAAGAUGUUUAUGGAAAACUUACAUAUGUCAAAUUAGGUGUGCAUAACAGCACUACACUAAUAAGUUGCGAUAUACACAGAGAUUGUAAUGAAAAGACUGUCAUAAGAGGAAUUGAAAGUUUCUCGUUUCAUAAAAAUUAUGAUAAAACUAAGGCAGCUACUCCUAAUGACAUAGCAGUUAUAAGGCUUAAUCAAACAGUUGAAUACUCAACCUAUAUUAGACCUAUAUGUCUCGCUGAGCCAUACGAAGAAUCAAAAAUUAACGAUCGACUUACAACAGUUGGCUGGGGUAAAACAGAAAAUGGCGAAUGUUCCCAAGUCAAACUCAAAGUUGAUGUACCUUUACGUACAAACCAGUAUUGUACAGAGCAGUAUAUAAAAAAAUUAUUAAUAAUUAUUCUUAGCGACUCCCAAAUAUGCGCUGGAGGUGAACAGGGAAGAGACACUUGUGAUGGUGAUGGUGGAGGUCCUUUGCUUAGGUUGACCGAUAAUGGGAAGCAGUGGUACCAAGAAGGCAUCAUCAUAGGUGGAGUAUCAGAUUGUCUGGCAGGUUUGCCGGGAAUCUAUACAAAAGUUUCAAGAUUCUUAUCAUGGAUUCAUAGUCAUGUUAAGGAGUAGUGAUUGUAAAAUGUACAAAAUAACAGCAAUUUGAGUUGUUUUUAAUUGAUUUACAUUCUUUCAUUUUAUUUCCUCUAAAUAUAAGCUAUUCACUGUU
Messenger RNA from Diabrotica virgifera virgifera (western corn rootworm), 1140 nucleotides. RefSeq names its product phenoloxidase-activating factor 1-like. Gene Ontology annotation, molecular function: serine-type endopeptidase activity. The coding region runs from base 24 to 1043 and encodes 339 amino acids. NCBI's taxonomy places the organism in Eukaryota, Metazoa, Arthropoda, Insecta, Coleoptera, Chrysomelidae. The record is from RefSeq and is a predicted model, not a curated record. The transcript is spliced from 6 exons. Gene Ontology annotation, biological process: proteolysis.